CGCUCUUUACACCUCUUUGUGGUGCCUGUUUUCUUGUAGGCUGUAGCACACUAAAACACCCACUCACCCAAAACUCUGCUAAACUUUCCAUAAACAGUCUUAAAUUCUUACCAAAAUUCCAAGCAUUUACUCAUUUUAACUACUAUCCCAUCAUUAAGUACCCAAAUCUCUGUUUUUUUCUACUACUUGCCUCAAUUUUACACCAUUUUUUCACAAACUAAACUGUUUUAGAGCAUUCUCAUUACCUUCAUUUCUUCUCAUGCACUCCUGAAAUAAGAUUGUGGUGAGGGUUUGUUGAAUUUUUGAUGGAUUCACCAUCAAAUGCACAAGAAAUGGAUUGUAGUUCUACAGAGGGAACUCUUCUGGCUUUGUUGGAUUUCCUGGUUGAACCAUUGCUGCCUUCCAGACCAUUAUCAAGGGAGAGUAUUUCUGCUUUGCAACAUGAAUCAGUUUCUAAGCAGGUACAUGCAGUAGUUUUGCUGUACAAUUAUUACCAUCGGAAACAACAUCCGGAACUGGCAUUUUUGGAUUUUCAAUCUUUCUGCAAGUUGUCUAUGGGUCUAAAACCAAAUCUCCAACUAUACUUUAGACGUAUGCAAAUGACAGACAAUGCCGAGUUAGAUGAAACAGACGAAGAUCUGUCGUUAACCGAGAAAGCAAUUAUGAAUGCUUGUGACACAUCUAUAAGUUUAGAUGCAUCAAUUGACAAUCCGGUCAUUGUUGGUUGGCCUGUUACCAGGGUUGCUGUUUUCUUAGUUGAUUCUAGAAAAGAAAAUUGCUAUUUGUGCCAUAGUGCCAUGACCCAGGGGGUAUUGUCACUAAUUGAGAAAGAGGUGGAUGAUCUAGGACCUGCAAACAAAAAGAUACGAGUCAUAAAGAAGUCACUAAACGAGAAUCAAAGUGCUGAUGGAAGCUGUAUUCAGCAGUUUGCGUACGAAGCUGUCAAAGAAACAUGUGGAAUUGAUCAGGGUGCUCUUAAAAUAUUGGAGAAGCACUUGGUGUAUUCUACAAGCAAAGCAAAGACAGCUGUUUGCUUAUACAUAAUCCAAUGUAGGAAAGCCAACCUAGCAGCACAAUUUGUUCCAAUAAAUGAUGUCAUGGAUAGUCUGCAAGGACCUGUGGUUAAAAUGGAGUCUCAUACACCUGUUGUCGAAUACUUUCAUUUGCUUCCGUUUGCUGAUAAACUGUCAGGCUGGCUGAUGAGGGAAAUGUCCAAGAGUUCUUUUGAUUGUCCUGACGCUCCUUUAGAGGAGGAACCACUCAGCAUGUCUGAACAAAAGUUCACUAUUGACCAUGCAACAGAGCACCCAUUUGUGAACAUUAUUGAGCCAUGUGAAGCAACUGACACUACAAAUGGAAAUAACGGUCGUUUCGAAAAGGAAUCCAUUCUAGAUGCCUCAAAAAAUUCUGAAGAUAUAAAUAUAAGAAAUGGUGAUCUUUUGGCUUCUGAAACCACAGAGAAGCUUAGAAAUAGCAAUAGAUCUAGCUUGAAGAAGGAUUCCUUAUAUGCUUCACGACCUUCUGAAGCACCGGCAGAUAAGAAUGUGGUUAGAUUCCAUUUAGAUGAGCAACCGUGUCCAUACACCUCAGACCACCCUGAAGCAAAAAAGGUGGAAAUCAAUAGUUCUUAUCGCCGAAGAGAGGACCCUGUUGUGCAAGCAGUAUAUAAGAAAAGAUAUAAAUCGCCAAAUAGCUGCGGGAAAUGUCCAGGUAACAGAGCAAGCAAUGGCCGUACAGAUCAUCCAAGACAGGAGAAUGAUGAAGCUGCAUCGACUGGAGGUGCGGUUGCCGUGGUAAAGUCCAAGGUAGAUUUUCCUCGCAGAAGCUCUAAUGAGUGUGAUGUUGAAAAGGCUUUCUCUGAUCCCAAGGUCGCCGAUAUUGCAAUUUCAGAUGAGUUUGGAAAACAAGCUCAUGCCCUUGUUUUUUAUGAUUCUGACUUUAAGCAUAAAAUACAGCUUGCGAUUGCUUCAAAGGAAAAUUUGAUAUCAGAGACAGCACUGAAGGCUUUGUUUAAGAGGAGAGAGCAACUGACCAAGCAGUAUCGAAAUAUAGCAGAUCAAAUCGCUUUGUGUGAUAGAAACAUCCAAACUAUUUUAAGUGGUGGUGAAAAUGAUUUAGCUGUGAAAAUAGACACCAUUGUGGAGGCUUGUAACGAGAUGUUUCUGAGAAAUGCUGCUGCAGCAGUAGACAAUGCAGCUCCGCCUUCAAAUGACGAAGAAAUCCUCCCUAUAGUGAAAAGGAAACGACUUUCUGAAGCAAGCUUGUGUAUGCAGAAUCCUUGUCAAGAGUUGGAUGGUAUAUGCACCAAAAAUUUGUGGAUAUUACCAACUUAUAAUGUAUCAGUAUAUAAAGGUAGCUUUCAGGCUAGUGUUAUGGUGAAGGGAGUUGAUUUCGAGAGUUCGAGUAAAGGGAAUAUAUGUGAAACUCCCCAUGAGGCGAGGAACUCAGCCGCCUCAAACAUGUUGGUUAAACUGCGGAGCUUGGUAGCUACGUCAUAGUUCUUCAUUGGAAGUAAGCAAGUCGGAAAUACAAACGACAUCCUCUCAAGUGACUUCUUAUAGGGACACAUCUAUAACAAUGUAAAGCUUUUGUAGAUGUUUAGACUAACAUCUUAGGUUCAUAGAUGGGAAAGAAUCUAAAAACUUCAUCUAAAAAGGGUAGUGUAAUACUAAUACAAAUCAUGCACUAGUUUGAGUGUGAUUCUUUUGGGCUUAAAAUAGGUGUACUUAAUAGGGUAAUGCAUUAAGAUGCUUAGUAAGUAUUUUUGUAAGAAAUGCACCAACUAGUUGUUAGUAUCCUUAUGAAGAUGUUCUCUAUAUUCUAUACGAUCUUGCAUAAUCUAUAUUGUGGCUAUGGGAAACGAAACACAAUGAAAAA
This is a messenger RNA of Amaranthus tricolor (Joseph's coat), 2877 nucleotides long. RefSeq lists its product as uncharacterized. The record is from RefSeq and is a predicted model, not a curated record. The coding region runs from base 306 to 2498 and encodes 730 amino acids. The transcript has 11 exons. NCBI's taxonomy places the organism in Eukaryota, Viridiplantae, Streptophyta, Magnoliopsida, Caryophyllales, Amaranthaceae.